AUGGGCAAGCUCACUAGCACGAUCGGUAUCCCGAUCAAGCUCCUGAACGAAGCGCAGGGCCACGUCGUGACCCUCGAGAUCACAUCUGGUGUUGUCUACCGGGGGAAGCUGCUGGAAGCCGAGGACAACAUGAACGUGCAACUCAAGGAUAUCACCGUCACAGCUCGCGAUGGCCGUGUCUCUCAUCUCGACCAGGUCUAUAUUCGGGGUAGCCACGUGCGGUUCUUCAUCGUGCCGGACAUGCUGAGGAACGCCCCCAUGUUCCGUUCACGAGGCCAGCGCGGCCGUGGUGUCGGUCUCGCCCGUGGUAAGGCUACCGUGCAGCGUGCGCGUGGCCAGCGGAGAGGUUGA
This is a messenger RNA of Penicillium brasilianum, 351 nucleotides long. The record is from the annotation of a GenBank genome assembly. Lineage: Eukaryota; Fungi; Ascomycota; Eurotiomycetes; Eurotiales; Aspergillaceae.